AUGCGGUUAACGCAGAAGUCAGACCUGCAAACAGGCUAUGAAAAUGAGGAGCGAAGGACGAGGCUGCCCCCCAGUGGGACACUCGCAAAGAGCAGCGACGCUUCCAGGCACCUUCCACCUGAUUUCCAGGAACUGAAAGGGCGCCGCAUUUCCAGCUUCAGCAAGCGAGCUCCACCGCCCCCGACCACCCGCCUACAGCUCGGAGGGACGCUGGGGGAGGAUCGUGGGGUGCAGGGCUCCAGCAGCAGCCGCGCCCCGACCCCGGACACCCGCCUGGGGUUGGCCCGGCCGCCACCGCGGUUUCCCAAUGGCCAGGUGGAGCCCCCUUCAGCAUCCCUAAGAAGCCAGAUGAAGGGGGCUCCACCUGGCCAUUGGGAAACCGCGGUGGCGGCUGGACGGAUCCGGGGCGAGUGCCCGGGGUCGGGGCGCGGCUGCUGCUGGAGCCUCUGGGGGCCCCAGAAGGGGCUGCCUGAAUCACCGCCACCAUCCGACACUGGUCAAAGUUCCGCACCCUGCACCCCACGAUCCUCCCCCAGCGUCCCUCCGAGCUGUAGGCGGGUGGUCGGGGGCGGUGGAGCUCGCUUGCUGAAGCUGGAAAUGCGGCGCCCUUUCAGUUCCUGGAAAUCAGGUGGAAGCCCCCAGGGCCAGCAUCAUGAUGUUGCCUCCUUGCAGCAACUGUUAAAUCCAGACAUCCUCUGUGAGAUGAUUAAUAUGUCAAUGGCUGAGGUCAGUCAACUACUACCUCUGGCAUCCUUGCAAAAUGUUGCACCCACUCAGACUCCUUUGGAAUCCACAGCUUAUGUGAGAGAAUCGUCACCUUCCAAGACCCCCAGUCUCUCCUCAGUCCCUCCAGAGGAACUGUUGCCAGCCCCUCUGCCUAAGCUUUCUCCACCUGCCCUGUUCCCUCUCUCACCUAACAAGGUCACCCCCUCAGCUGACCUACUCUCACCCUCCCCAUUGGGUGACUCUCUGCCACCAGCGCCUCUGCCUCCCUUGGAUUCCCCAGCGCCUCUGCCUCCCUUGGAUUCCCCAGUGCCUCUGCCUCCCUUGGAUUCCCCAGUGCCUCUGCCUCCCUUGGAUUCCCCAGCGCCUCUGCCUCCCUUGGAUUCCCCAGUGCCUCUGCCUCCCUUGGAUUCCAAGUCCCCAGGGGUACCAUUCCCACCCUCACCACCUUCCCUUCCCCCUCCCACACCUCAUCACACUCAGAAAGCAGGAACUCUUCUCCCACAAGACGCCACUCUGUCUGUGGUGAGCAGUCCUGCUGGCUUGUCCACUUCUGUCCCACCAAGAGGCAUGGGCCAUUCCAGCACAGAGCCUCCUGCCAAGAACGUGCUCACUUCCAGUUUGGCAAAAGAUGGUGUGAAACAGUCCUUUCUCGCCCUCCAUUCUGAGAACUUAUCUGGGGGAGACACUGCAGCCUACCUUGUAGAGACUUCUAACAUCUGGUUUCUGCCCCCUGCUGUUCUGACAUGCCUGGAGAGACAAAUCAAAAAGAGGGGUGAUCUCCUCAUGUGGAAAGAAAAGGGAAAGAAAGCAGAAUCUUUUCCAAAACAACAUAAGCCAAACUACCAACUAUUUUCUUCAGGGAAAAGGUCAGGGUCAAUUGCUGAUCAGCAUGACUCAGCCCUCUCCCUUCCUUUAUGGAGCAGAACAGGUAAAUCAGAGGAACCUCAGGUGCAUCCGCAGUCCCCGUAUCCUGAGAGCACUGAGGACCAUUUACAGCAAAAAUAUACCCAGCUUUUCUGGGGUCUGCCAACUCUAUGCCCCAAGUCCCUGAAACCUACUGUACCUUCUUCAGGUGACUGUUCCUCAGCCUUUGUCUGCUUCAAUACUGCACCCGACACCUCCACACGCCCCAAAUCCCCAGUCCUUCCCCAUUCCCCACCUGUGCUCUUGCCUGCGAGCCAACCUCAACCCUUGCCCCAAACCCUUUGCCAGUAUCAGUCCCAACAUCACUCCGUUGUCCAUGUCCAGGCUAAGCUUCGGAUUCGGUCCCCACUUCCCAUCCUGCUCUCCCCUCCUAAAAAGCAAUUUAGGAACUGUGGAGUGUGUUUUCUUGGACCUCAGAACGAGGCGCUAACUCUGGCACCAUCUGACAUUCGUAAACUGGAAUACAAUGUGUUACAAAAAACACAGGAAAGUUUAUGGGGCUUACCCUCUGUGGUCCGCAAAUCCCAGGAGGAAUUUUGCCCUCCAGCUCCCAACAUUUUGUUGGUCAGCCAGCCCUCCAAGGCUCGUGCUCCAAUCUCCAUCCUUCUUGGAGAUUUUCCCCUUGCAAAAGAUGUUCAGAAGAAACUAGACCACCACCUUCGAAAGAGGCGCAUCCAACACUUGUGGGGUCUGCCCCGCAGAGUCUAUGCAUCCCUAUCACUGAUGCGUCCUCAAGGAGAAAUUCCUGAGACCUCUGAGUCAAAGAGCAGUCGUGGCCUCUCAAGAAUAUCUUUGGCUAAGAGUCAAAACACCAAAGAUAUGAAUAAGUGGGGCUCGAGUCAACCCAGAAGUCUCCAUUACAGGAGCUCAGGAAUGGUUCCUCUAGAGAUGCGAGUGAGGAAAGGACAGAGAAAUAGUACCAAGAGUGACCAAAAUUGUCAUGUGUCCAGUGACCGAGAGGAGACUCCAGAUAAUGUUCUGGGGUCUUCCUUAAGGAAAGACCGAGAACGUUAUUUGCAGUCAUCAGGGAGAACUUCAGGGAUCUCAAUGGUGAGCCCACUUCAGAAACAUCUUGAAAAUACCCUGAAAGUCCACCUGAGCAAGAAGUUUGAGGAAAUCAGUGAGGGUCAGAUUCCUGACACUGUACAUAGAUCAUGGCAUUCUAUCAAGUUCUCAAUGCCUGUAACUGAGAAAUCCACCAGAAAAAUGAGACAAAAACCUGUGGUGCCACCCAGGAUGGACAGCUGCCUCAAUACCACCCAGGAUAUUUCCUUUCUUGGUCCUGGCAAACGGAAGAUGUUGGAAGACCAUAUUACACUCUUUCAUAAGAGGUUCGUAUAUGGGCUUCCCAUCAGGGUCCAGGAAUCCAUAGAGAUGUUUAGUGACAAAGAUUCAUGUCACUUCCUUUCCCGCUCCAACUUUCCCUCUUGUGCCACCAUUAUUUCUGGGGUGGAUUCUAAACAUAGCUCUUCCAUGACCCUUGGAGAAAGAUGUAAUACUUUUCAUGGAGAACAAGUGAAAACCCAAAAUUCAGUUCCCAUUCUAGUUGAUCCUUUCCCUGACACCUCAACCAUGGUCAAGAAGGAACACGGGAUCGUGAUGCAACCACUCUUGGACAUCAAACAUAAGCACGUAGAGGAUCUUCACAGAGUAAAGGCUAGCAAACCAUCUCUUCUGUGUCAGACACACAGCACCAUAGGCAAAACCAAACCACUUGUAGCAGCCAAUAGAUGCAGCCCAAAGCUGCCCACGAGGCAAGCCGGAGCUGGAUCUCAGCAAACACAGAAGAGACUGGGUUCCAGUUAUAGUGUAGAAAUGCCUCAGGGCAAAAGGAUGACAUGGGGAAGUUCUUCCAUGUCUAAGAUAUCUGUGAAAUCCAGGGAGACGCUGAAGGCACAGGAGCUCUGUGCUUCUCAAUCACCACCCACUAGUGUCUUGACAACUAGAAUGUCAGAAAGUUCCCCAGUGUCUGAUGUGCAAGUAGAAAUGGCCCUGACUCCUGAAAAUCCCCCAAGAGGAACAUCAACAGGGCGAGAUCCUGAAUUAUCAGACCUUAACAGUCGAUUGUCUGGUGAGUUAAUGGUUGAAAUGAAGAAGCGGGAGCAUAGCCAGAAUCAAGGCCAUCGCAGUGGCAUGGCCCUUGUUUCCGAUGACUUGACUUCCAAGACCUUCCUUACACAUGACCAGGACACUGCCAGUGGCAACAUGUCAGUUUCCCAGGUCCUGCAUGUCCACCUGGACAGCACACAGACCAGCAUGGAGCAUGGGCAGGGGCCCUGGCUCCCUGAGCUUGACUUGCACAAGGGCCAAGAUAAGAAGUGCCCAGCAGCUGCUAAGAGCAUGACCCCUCUGGGACCCAAAACAGAUGAGCUUGGUGGAGGGGAUGCAGGGUUGGGCACAUGCCCACCCAGAAGGAGGAGCCUCCACCCUCAAGAUAGGACAUUCAAGGGGGCACUUGGGAGCAGGUCCCGCUCAGCCCAGUCACUGAAGGAAGAGCCUGCUCCUGAAAACCUCAAAAACCGGAUGAAGUCCUUUUUUCAAAGGUUUUAUCCUAGUAUAAAAGGCAAAGGGCAAGAUGGUUCCCUGGAAAAGGGUAGCUCCCCAUCAUCACCUGUGCAGUCCAGAGGCCUAGUCCGAAGGAGAGCUGCCUUUACUGGGAAUAUUGGAGACCCCAAAACCAUGAGAGACAAUGAGAAGUUCCUAGAGGAGAAACGUGGGCACCGGCAUGGAGUAGAGGUCACCUGCUCCCAAGAGCCACAUUUGUCCCCCAUGAAGUCUGGGAAAACUCAGCCAAAGGCAGGACUUCAGGUCAAGGCAGAAUCCGUCCAAGUACCACCCUUCCAUUACAGGGCUGCUUGCUCUAAUAUAACAAGGGUCAAGUCCUCAAGUCAAGAAUCAGGCCUUGCUGGCCAGAGAUGUCUUACAAGGAAUAAAGGGAUUAGAGACUUGGAAAGAGAGCCACCAAACAUUGAGGCAUUCAGGGAUAAAAAGCAAUUCCCAUCCAUGCUCCACAGGGAUCCCAAGUCCCAUCCAAGUCUCACCUGUGGACAUCAGGUGGGCCAGGUGCCUUCGCCUGCCCCCACCCCUGCUAAAGUCACUGCAUUGGGAGAUUUUUCCCUACUAUUUAAAGAGAAAAUUCUUAUCCAACAUUUUCAGGGAGGAAAAUUUCCUUCUGCCUAA
Molecule: messenger RNA, 4830 nt
Organism: Sciurus carolinensis (gray squirrel)
Lineage: Eukaryota; Metazoa; Chordata; Mammalia; Rodentia; Sciuridae
Product: spermatogenesis-associated protein 31D1-like
Exons: 6
Coding region: 1-4830 (1609 amino acids)
Source: RefSeq, a predicted model, not a curated record